AUGAAGUCUAUCCUUGUUACCGGCGCAACAGGCAAACAAGGUGGCGCCGUCAUCAACGCCCUCCUAGCCGAAGACGCCGACAUCGAGAUCCUGGCCGUCACCCGCAAUCCGCAGUCUGGCAGCGCCAAAAAACUAGCCGACAAAUCCCCCAAGAUCAAACUGGUGCAGGGCGACCUCGACCACCCAGCCGGGAUCUUCAAAAAUGCCCACCAAGUAUCUUCCGAGCCCGUCUGGGGCGUGUUCAGCGUGCAGCUACCCAUGGGCCAAGGCCAAACCGUCGAAAAAGAAGAACGCCAAGGCAAGGCCCUAAUCGACGAAGCUCUGACCCAAAAAGUCCAGCACUUCGUGUACACCUCCGUCGACCGCGGCGGGGACGCAUCCACCGACAACGCGACCAACAUCCCGCACUUUAUCAGCAAGCACCGCAUCGAACAUCAUCUCUUUGAGCGGAUGCAUGGUACCCAAAUGUCCUGGACGGUUCUGAGGCCAGUCUUCUUCUUCGACAACAUCACCCCGGACUUUAUCGGGCGGUUCGUGGUGACAGCAUGGGACGCGUACCUGCAGGGGAAGCCGCUGCAGUGUAUCGCUGUCAGUGAUAUUGGCUAUUUCGCUGCGCAGGCGUUUCUGAACCCGGCAGAGUAUCGGAAUCGGUGCCUGUCGUUGGCGGGGGAUGUGCUUACGUAUGAGCAUAUGCAGGAGACGAUGAAGCGGAAGACGGGGCGAAAGGCGCCGACGACGUUCCGGGUGGUUUGCUAUGCUGUGCUGUGGAUGGUGAAGGAUAUGAAGGCUAUGUUUCAGUGGUUGUAUGCGCAUGGCUACCGGGCUGAUAUUCCGAGGUUGAGGGAUAUGCAUCCCGGUUUGAAGGAUUUUGAGAGGUGGCUGGAGGAGGAUAGUCAGUUUGUUAACAGUAGUUCUUAG
This is a messenger RNA of Aspergillus fischeri NRRL 181, 918 nucleotides long. Its product is annotated as NmrA-like family protein. NCBI's taxonomy places the organism in Eukaryota, Fungi, Ascomycota, Eurotiomycetes, Eurotiales, Aspergillaceae. The transcript has 2 exons. The record is from RefSeq and is a predicted model, not a curated record. Bases 1 to 918 code for a protein of 305 amino acids.